Halichondria panicea is the source of this 2824-nucleotide messenger RNA. RefSeq lists its product as uncharacterized. Gene Ontology annotation, molecular function: phosphatidylinositol binding. The record is from RefSeq and is a predicted model, not a curated record. NCBI's taxonomy places the organism in Eukaryota, Metazoa, Porifera, Demospongiae, Suberitida, Halichondriidae. Bases 64 to 1767 code for a protein of 567 amino acids. The transcript has 14 exons.
UAGAGACAGAACUAGAAAGCGCUACUUCUUCAAUCAACAAGUCGUAACGUAGCAGUUUUUACGAUGUUAAAAUCAGCUUCCCUGAAUGCCUACUGGCACGAUCGACCAGCAGCCAACUUUACAAUUGUGAGGUCAAUAGGCACUGGUGGUGGAGUGACUCCUCGUAUGUUUAAGAGCCCGAGGUCCUGUAUCGUCAAGAAUCGGUCUACAAGUGAACCUUUUGCUCAAGUGGAUUGCGAUAAGCUAAGUACAUUAACAACGUCUGAUUUUGAAGCUUGUGAUCUCACCGUUAUCAAACGUACAAAUGAUACCCAGUCUGAAGUCAGCAUCAAUGGGUCAGCUUGCUCUUCUUGCAUGCUUUUGUUUACUUCCUCACAUUUGGUUGUCUCAUUUGAGGGAGCCUUGUAUCAUAUUUCAUGCUUUGUCUGUGCUGAGUGUGGUCAGGUAGUUGACCCAACCAGCCAGUUCUUGCUCCUCGAGAAUGGCGGCCCUCUGUGCCCCCUUUGCUCCCCAUCCUGUCAGAUAUGUAGAAGGACGAUUACAAGUGGCCAUGUCGGAGUUCUCAACAAAGAUUUCCAUGAGGAAUGUCUCAAAUGUUGUCAUUGCCAAAAGAUGUUCAGCAAACUAAGCAAAGUAUAUGCCAGUGGAAGUGAACCAUGCUGUGCCGAGUGUGUAACCCCUGUGUUUGGCAGCGAAUGGAAUCAGCCUGAUAGAGGUGGAAGAAUACAAGUAGAGACAAAACCUGAACACGAAAAGCUUCACCGUACACUCAGUGAACCUCCCCUGAAUAUAGAUCUUGAUUUUCACACCCUGCCUCCCCGUCUAGAGUCCCUCUCACAGGCUGUCUCUGACUUACCAUCUGCCAGGUUUCAUACUCUACUGCGUCCAUCUGUUUCGUAUCCAAUAUGCUUGAGUGACAGUCCAUCUGCCGCCAGGAAGAACCCUAAGCUCAGUCUCUCAUCCUUGCGCGCCAUUCUAUAUGAUGAAUUAGGAGUCUCCUUGUUGAUGAAUUUUUGUGUUGAAGACUCUUCAAUUGAGUUGCUCCUCUUUUGGCUUGAUGUGGAACACUUCAAGUAUUUUGAUGGGAAUGAAGAGGAUACAAAACUGUUCGCCCAUCAUAUUAUGCUCAAAUAUAUUGGCUACUAUGCUGAGCUGCCGGUGGGCCUACCGAAGACUUUAGAAGAUCACAUAGUUGCUGAAGUACAAGUUACACCACACAGUCAAGAAGUAUUUAAUGAGGCUCAAAGUUACGUAUAUGAAAUAAUGGAAAACUCUGUUUCGGUUCGAUUCCUGCAAAGCAAAGAUGGACAAAGCUACCUGCGAGCCCUUGUUACUAGGGACAAUGAUAAAAGACAAAAACAUAGGGAAGUCAAUACAACAGAUACUAGUAGACCCAUGGCAGCCACUGUCGUCAGCUUUGACAAGAGACAUCUCCAGACAAAGUUUUAUGUUUAUUGUAUCAGAGUGGAGAGGAAUGAUCGUAUGUACACCGUUUAUCGAAGGUACAGUGAUUUCUACGCAUUACAUCAAGAACUUAAAGCUACUUUCCAGGAGGUUCCUUUUCCUCCUAUGCCAAAGAAGAUAUUCUUUGGGCGCAGCCAGACAAAGAAUGUUGCACAUCUGCGACUGGGAGAUCUAAACCAUUUUCUGCAGGGUGUGCUGGCCAUGUCUGCAGAGAUCUCCUUCAGUUCCCUAGUCAAACAAUUCUUGACACAAACACAAACUGACAAAGAGGACGAGUCGUUCGACAGUCGGGUCCAGUCUUAAUAUUGUUUUGUUCCAUAAUUAUACAUCUAACCUAAUAUAGCUGGUUGAGUUUGUUUUGUUUGAAUCAGUGUUUUGUGAUCAUGAAAGUCACAUGCAUGCACAUGCAUGCAGGAAGUUGACAGUUAUAGAUUUCCAGGAUGAGAUCAUAAUUUAUAUGGACAAAAGUAAACUGCAUGCCAUUCAGAACACACACCGGUGUGACUAAUAGUGCACAGUACAGUAUGCCAGAGAAGUUGUGUUUCAUUGAUUGUCCUUCUGACAAAGAGAUGUGUGAAUCACGAGCAUGUCGUCCUCGUCCUCUAUCCAGCUCUGACCUAAUUGGGCGACGAGAAUCUGAGGACUUACACAGUGGCGUGGGAUCCCCACUGUUAGUGGCCAGAAGAUCACCAGGAAUCUCUAUUGCUAUGAAGAGGAGUGGCUCAGACUCACUUCAAUCUAGACCAAGAUCAGAAGACGAAAACACAUUCAGCAUCAGUGAGCAAACUCAAUUGCUGCUAAGGAAAAUGCUUGUAUUGGAGAAGAAAGUAUCAUCAAUGGAGACACAGCUGAAAGAGGAACAACUUCAAAGAUUGCACCUUGAAGCAAAAGUGGUAAAGCUAGAGGAAGAAAACCAGGACCUCAAACAAAAUCGAGGACAUGCUAGCAAACAACUACAGGAUUUUGCUGACAGAUUUUACGCUGCCACUGAAAACCUGUCUCCUUCCCCCCCCCACCCAAGUAUAUCCGAAAUUAGAAUGAGAGGAUCAAGAACUCCAUCGAGAAGAGAUUCAGUGUCGAGUGCAGGCAGCAUAUUUUCACGAGACUCUGUUGGAUCACGAUACAGUGGUAUAUCAAUUAACUAACAUUAUCUCUUGGCCAUAGAUUUGCCCUACUUUCCUUGACUUUGUGUAUACAACAUUCAUACUGAACCAAUCACGUUCUUAAUUAAUGUCCUUUCUCACACGAUAAUUAUUUUUUGUAUAAUUAUAUAGUUUCAGAGUGUUCAAAAUUAUACACUAUAAUUAUGUUUCUUGAAAUAAUUUUACAGCUAACACUACAUCAUUAUUAUAUACAAUAA